GCUUGGUUAUUUUCUGUGAAGCUCAAACCUGCGACCGCUUCAAUGGAGCAGCCUCACGAGAGGCCUGAGGCCGGGGAUGAGGCCUGCGGAGAGGAGCGGGGUCUGUCGCAGCCCGCGGAGGAGCGCAUCGAGGACCGCAUCAGCCUGCUGCUCAGACUGAGAGCACAGACAAAACAACAGCUCUUAGAAUACAAGUCCAUGAUCGAUGCAAGUGAAGAAAAAACUCCAGAACAGAUGAUGCAAGAAAAACAGAUUGAACUUAAAAUCGAAGACCUGGAGAAUGAAAUUGAAGAUGUAAAAAGUAAUUUUGAAAUGAAAAGUCUUGCACUGAGCAGGAUGAAACUUUCAACUGCACUUCAAAAUAACAUGGAGAACAUGGGCCCUGAGAGUUGUGUGCUCACUGAUGACAUGAAGCACAUAUUAAAGCUACAAAAGUUAAUAAUGAAGUCACAGGAGGAGUCUUCAGACCUGGAGAAAAGGCUGCUUGAUGUCAGAAAGAAGAGACUACAACUAAAACAGGCUUCAAGAAGUAAGCUUUUAGAAGUACAAGCAGAGAAGAACAAACAGAGAGAGGAUGUGGACAAGAUGGAGAAUUCUGAAAUGAUUAAGACCUUGAAAAAAAAUCUACAGAUGGAAAUAAAGAUUACUACAGUUAUUCAACAUGCAUUCCAGGGCCUUAUUCUGGGGAGUAAAACCAACUGGGCAGAGGAUCCUGUCCUCAGAGAGACUGUGCUACAGCUGGAGAAGAAUCUCACCACACUAUAAUAAGAAUCCGCCUUGGCAUUCUAAAGUUGGUUUUGUUCCCAAACUGUCGUUUAAAUAGCUGAGUUUAUGGGAAAUGUAAAUAGUGUUUUUGAAACCCCUCUGCUGCUUAAUUUUGGGGUUUUGAGUGGAUGAUAGGUCACAGAAUCUUUUGUUUUAAAUGUGCUCAUCAAGUGACUGGCAUACUCUGCAGGAGUCUGAACAUCGUAGCCUUGGAAAGAAGCACCUGGUCCUGCUGCCACAGAAUGGACGCAUCUGUGCAAACGGUUUCCUGGUAGUCCCUUCUGGUGUAUGCUUGUGCAUCUGUGCACUGGUUUGUCAGCCAAAAAUUAGAAAAGCGUCCGAAGUAUAUUUGUUAAGUAAG
Messenger RNA from Grammomys surdaster, 1126 nucleotides. It is a transcript of the gene Cenph, whose product is annotated as centromere protein H. Bases 43 to 765 code for a protein of 240 amino acids. The transcript is spliced from 9 exons. Gene Ontology annotation, cellular component: kinetochore; nucleus. Gene Ontology annotation, molecular function: kinetochore binding. The record is from RefSeq and is a predicted model, not a curated record. Lineage: Eukaryota; Metazoa; Chordata; Mammalia; Rodentia; Muridae. Gene Ontology annotation, biological process: mitotic spindle organization; chromosome segregation; kinetochore assembly.